Messenger RNA from Cladophialophora yegresii CBS 114405, 984 nucleotides. RefSeq lists its product as uncharacterized. Lineage: Eukaryota; Fungi; Ascomycota; Eurotiomycetes; Chaetothyriales; Herpotrichiellaceae. Gene Ontology annotation, cellular component: cytoplasm. Gene Ontology annotation, molecular function: protein-lysine N-methyltransferase activity. Gene Ontology annotation, biological process: peptidyl-lysine monomethylation; peptidyl-lysine dimethylation. The transcript has 2 exons. The record is from RefSeq and is a predicted model, not a curated record. Bases 1 to 984 code for a protein of 327 amino acids.
AUGCCCGAGGCCUCACAUCCUACUCAUCUUGACCCCAGCGAACUCGGGACGAAGGAGUACUGGGACGAAUACUACGAGCGAGAUCUAAAUGGCGGCGAUGAGGCAGACGAAGAUGACAGUGGCGAAGAACCACCCGACCCAUCAGAAUUAGACUCCUGGUUCGACGACGUCGACGCUCCAGCCAAGACACUCGCGUUCCUCACAUCAACGACGUUCCCUCUGUCGCCCAACUACUCUGGACGGGAGAACGACGAACUAGACCGGCUAGACAACGCCUCCCCUGCAGUCCUCGACCUCGGUACGGGGAACGGCAGCGCGCUCUUCUCCCUCCAUCUUCAUGGAGGAUACACUGCCGCUCGCGUGGUCGGGGUCGACUACUCGCGCAGGAGCAUCGAGCUGGCAGAGAAGUUGCGUCUCCAAUACUCGGCGCAUUGGGCCUCGUCACCUACCCAUGAGAAUGAGACUGCAUCCGCAACGGCAGCCGCCCCGCUACACAACAUAUCCUUCUACACCUUCGACGUGAUAAACGAGGAUCCGAAAGUCCAAGAGUGGUGGCCGCGAGGCGACUCCGACUGUGAUCCCGACUCCACCACGGACCCAAUCCCGAAGGGCGCGGGCUUCGACCUCGUCCUCGACAAAGGCACGUUCGACGCCAUCUCGCUCUCCUCGGACCGGGCUGUAGACCCCACCAAAGGCCUGGAGCGACGGAUCUGCGAGCUCUACCCUACAAAGGUCCUCGCCAUGACGCGCCUGGGCGGGUUUCUGCUCGUAACUAGCUGUAAUUGGACGGAAAGCGAGGUCAUUUCGUGGUUCACCGGCGGCGCGGAUGGCGCGAAUAUUGUUGCCCCGCAGCAGGAGCAGCGGGAAGACAGCUCUCCUAGAUUUGAGGUCUACGAUACGCUCAAGUAUCCGGUCUUUGAAUUCGGGGGGCAGAAGGGCCAGGGCGUGGCGACUGUGUGUUUUAAGAAGGUGGCGGGACGUUGA